Messenger RNA from Temnothorax curvispinosus, 579 nucleotides. Its product is annotated as putative nuclease HARBI1. The transcript has 4 exons. Bases 91 to 579 code for a protein of 162 amino acids. Lineage: Eukaryota; Metazoa; Arthropoda; Insecta; Hymenoptera; Formicidae. The record is from RefSeq and is a predicted model, not a curated record.
UACGAUUUAAGAAUAACAAAUGUCAACGCGCGAUAUGCUGGGGCUACUCAUGAUGCAUAUAUUUGGAGAAACUCAGCUAUCAAUGCAAAAAUGCAACGUAGAUAUAUUGAAGGAGACAGCAACACAUGGUGCAUUGCAGAUUCAGGAUACCCGCAGCAACCUUGGCUAAUGAUACCCAUUACAAAUGCGUUGCCCAACACACCAGAAGGCCGUUAUACCGCAGCUCUUGUUCGAACUCGAUCUUACAUUAAAAGAUGCAUUGGUGUACUCAAAGGACGAUUUCGAUGUAUUCUCGGAGAGAGGAUGCUGCAUUACACACCUAGAGUUGUAGCGCGUAUUGUUAUUGCAUGUGUAAUCUUGCACAAUAUUUGCACGGAGGGACGACUACCAAUUAAUCAGUCCACUGGCGAGAAGGCGACUCAUAGAAACAUAUUUUACGGACAAUGUUUAAGUACAACAAUAGUUAAUAGUACGAAAGAUAUGCUAAAAAGAGUUUAUAAUGACACAUGCAAGUUUUCUGAAUAUUGUUUUAUUAUAAAAAUUAAAAGUUAUUCCUUGCCCCCGACAAAAUUCGAGUAG